UGAUCCCGCAACGACGUGAUGCUAUUCCGCGGCAACCUCAUGUCGCAGCUGCUAAUCGUGAUACUGCAGGCCAUGCUUUCACACUGCUUCUCCUCGCGAUGCGGCACACUCAAGGCUGAUUGCGCUGGCGGUCGAGGAGAUCGAGUGGUGCGUCUAGACGUAGGUCUGGUAGGAUUGUCUGUCCUACAGUGACGGAGGUCAAUUGGUGUCCCUUCGACCGCUGCUAUCCUUCUCACCUAUCUUUUUGUCUCCCCGUUGGCACUGUUUUGUGGUUUCGCAUCAGCCAUGGCAGCUACCCCUUUCACUUCAGAAGACAAGAAAAUGCGACGCACGCCUGAGGAUCUACCUCCUACGCCGCCAGACUCUCAGUCGGAGCACAGCGGCAGUGACAAGGCUGACAACGAGUCGGUACAUGGAGAUGCAGAGGCUGAUUUUCCACUCCCGCCACCUACCGUAGAGCCGACUGAAGUGCUUGAGAUCGACAAGAAGACGCCUGAUGGCUGGCUACCUAGAGAUCCGCGGCUAAUAAGACUGACGGGUGUACACCCUUUCAACGUUGAAGCGCCGCUGUCAGAUUUGUACAACGAAGGCUUCCUCACGAGUCCCGAACUUUUCUAUGUCCGCAAUCACGGCCACGUCCCACAAGUCAAGGAUGAGGAGAUUCCGGACUGGACGUUCACUAUUGAAGGAAUGGUUGAGAAUCCCAUCACCUUGACGCUUGCAGACCUAAUGGAGCAAUACGAGCAACAGACAUACCCAAUCACACUCGUUUGUGCUGGCAACAGGAGAAAGGAGCAGAAUGUGGUGCGAAAAACGAAAGGUUUCUCAUGGGGUGCCGCCGGUGUAUCGACAGCGCUUUGGACCGGCGUCGUGCUUGGCGACGUCUUACGCAAAGCCAAACCCAAGCGAGGCGCCAGAUAUGUCUGCAUGGAGGGAGCAGACAAGCUACCGAAUGGUUACUACGGAACAUCGGUUAAGCUGAACUGGGCCAUGGAUGCCAACAAGGGCAUGAUGCUGGCACACAAGAUGAACGGCGAAAUGCUACGACCGGAUCACGGCAAGCCAUUGCGAGUAGUGAUACCUGGACAGAUCGGGGGUCGUAGCGUCAAGUGGUUGAAGAGGCUCAUCAUUACUUCAGAGCCGUCCGACAACUGGUAUCACAUAUACGACAACAGAGUCCUGCCAACGAUGGUGUCGCCCGAAGAGGCCGCCAAGGGUCCAAAAUGGUGGAUGGACGAGCGAUAUGCCAUCUACGACCUCAGCACCAACUCAGCUAUCGCAUACCCUGCCCAUGAUGAACAGAUCAAGCUUGUCGACCCACCUCAAACAUACCGUGUCAAAGGGUAUGCAUACGGUGGCGGCGGCCGACGAGUGACUCGAGUCGAAAUCUCGCUCGACAAGGGAAAGACAUGGCGACUAGCAAACAUCGACUACGCCGAAGAUCGUUAUCGUGAUGCCGCUCCUCGCCAGCUAUAUGGCGGUACUCUCGACCUCGAAUGGAAAGAGGCAAGCUUUUGCUGGUGCUUCUGGGACCUGGAUAUUCCUGUAUCUGAAUUGGCCGAUGCCAAAGAUGUGCUGGUCCGGGCCAUGGACGAGAGCAUGAAUCUUCAGCCACGAGACAUGUAUUGGAGCGUGCUUGGUAUGAUGAACAACCCGUGGUACCGGAUCACAGUCAUGAAAGAGGGCGAUUUCUUGCGAUUCGAGCACCCUACCCAACCAGCUCUCAUGUCUGGAGGGUGGAUGGAACGCGUCAAGAGUUCUGGUGGUGAUCUCACGAAUGGAUACUGGGGCGAGAGGAUCGAUGGCGAAGAAAACACACAACCUAUACUGGCAGCCGCAGAAGAAAUAAAACUAACAGAUGAUAACGUGAAGAACGCGAUAACGAUUGACGAAUUACGGAAACAUGAUACAGAAGAGGCGCCUUGGUUUGUGGUCAACGGCGAAGUCUUUGAUGGCACAGCGUUCUUGAAAGAGCACCCAGGAGGAGCUCAGAGUAUCAUUUCAGCUGCUGCACUUGACAGUACUGACGAAUUCAUGGCGAUACACAGCGAAACAGCCAAAGCGAUGAUGCCUUCAUACCACAUCGGCACUCUGGACGAAGAAGCACGUGCCGCACUGUCAGGCGAGACAAUAGAAUCAGACACCACAUCAACAUCUCCCACAUUCCUCGAACCUCGAGCAUGGAAGAAAGCCGUCCUCACAGCCAGAAAGACCGUUUCCUGGGACACCAGAAUCCUCACAUUCAAGCUCGAUCACGAAGAACAAACGCUCGGCCUGCCCACAGGUCAACACCUCAUGAUCCGACUACGCGACCCCGUCACCCGCGAAGCCAUCAUCAGAAGUUACACACCCAUCUCCCAAACAACACAAAAAGGCUACAUGGACGUCCUCGUCAAAGUUUACUUCAAAAGUGAAGGCCAAGAAGGCGGUAAAAUGUCCAUGGCUCUCGAACAAAUUCCCAUCGGCCAUUUUGUCGAAUUCAAAGGGCCGAUUGGCAAAUUCGAGUACCUUGGGAAAGGUCUCGCAGCUGUCAAUAAUGUCAAACGAGAUGUGAAGACUUUCUAUAUGAUUUGCGGCGGGUCAGGUAUUACUCCAAUUUAUCAAGUCUUGCGAGCGGUGAUGCAAGACAAGGACGACCCAACACGGUGCGUGGUCCUCGAUGGGAAUCGAUUGGUCGAAGAUAUUCUGUGCAAGGAGGAUUUGGAUCAAUUCGCCAAGGAGAACUCGGAGCGGUGUACGAUUCUUCACACUUUGACGAAGGCUCCGGAUGACUGGCAAGGUCUGCGAGGGCGUAUUGCUGCACCGUUGCUGCGAGAGCAUGUGAAUAGGGAGAAGCAUGGAAAUGGCGAGGCAAUGGUACUGAUAUGUGGGCCGGGUGCACUCGAGAAGAGUUGUCAUGAGGCUUUGCGCGAGCUUGGGUGGCAUGAUGAUGAGUUGUUGUUCUUUUAGACUGUAUUCAGCAUCUGCUGCGUAUGAUCCAGCCAUAUUUCGGAAUGAUACACAACAGUACUUUUCAUGGAGGUCAAUUGUCACUGCGGC
This is a messenger RNA of Cercospora beticola, 3039 nucleotides long. RefSeq lists its product as uncharacterized. Lineage: Eukaryota; Fungi; Ascomycota; Dothideomycetes; Mycosphaerellales; Mycosphaerellaceae. Gene Ontology annotation, biological process: nitrate assimilation; nitric oxide biosynthetic process; sulfur compound metabolic process. Gene Ontology annotation, molecular function: heme binding; molybdenum ion binding; nitrate reductase (NADPH) activity. The record is from RefSeq and is a predicted model, not a curated record.